CGUGGAAUACCAUACCACCUUUCGACAUGAUGAUGAUUUUUUUCACAUGACGUAACAAUACACACAACUACGUGGGGGAAUCCCCUUGUCAGCGUCGUUGGUGGUGUGUCCCACCAACCGUGUCCCUGUAUAUGUCCAGACGAGGGUUGCAUGGGUGACUGCCUUGAGUAUCCGGGUUUCAAAAAAGGGGAGAUGAGGAAAAGGGUUCCUCCGAAUGAAUUCUUCCCUGGUGAUUGGUGGGAAGAAAUUACGGACAAGCAUGCAUGGCUCAAGGACCAAGCGUGGCCCAGCAAACCGUCUCAAGCUCUGAUCGCCACCAUGAAAAUUGAGAUCCUGGACGCAAUGAAAACGAUGGUUGAGACUAGGCGCUUUCCUAAUUUUUUUAACAUGAUCGGCUUUAGCGAUCUCGCGAACUUCGCUUCAGCCUGGGAUGGGGGUAGGGAUGCGUUCGACGCCAGGCUCUUGGGAUUAGCCAGAGAGCUUGAGAAUAGGAAGAUAGAGUAUGGGCGGGAGUGUGCCGAAUUGCCAGCUAGGACCGCAAGGGUCGAGCGAGUGUUCCUGAAAAUUUGGGGGCUGGACCACUCACACCUCCAGGGGCAAGCCUCUGAGAAACCUCAGACUGACUGCACCAUCACAGAUGCUAUGGCCAUGAACAAGGAAGAGAUGGCAGAGAUGAAAGCCGCCAUUGCCGCCAUCACAUCGAACAUCAGCAGUAGCCCACCUACAGCCUCAUCAUCUCGGGGGGGGCAUUACACUGCCUUUGCACCGCUCGCCUCCACGCAUUGGGUCAAACACACUAGGGUUGGGUUCAGGCAUGCACUGUGGAAACUUGAAACGUUCAACCACCUCGCCCCGUUUUCAUUGAAUGCCCUUGUCUUCCUUGCCAAUCUUACGAAGGUAGAAGUCGCAAAAUGCAAAGCAAACGCGAUGACCGGCGAUUUGCGAUACUGUCCGCCUGGCAAGAAAUCGUUCAAACCGACGAUCCUAAAAUUCCCUGCUCUGUCAUUACUCGACCUGACGAAAUGCGAGCACACUCUCCCCACUAUGUGGCAAAAGAAGAUUAAGUCCGCCCCGGAGUUUGAUCUGAAAGGGUUAAGGAAGUGUUGGAAUGUGGGUCGACCUUACUUUAGAUGCCAAUGCGCUUCGGAACGCAAGAAAGACUGCGGGAAUGGGCCUAUCUCGAUGGAUCAUGCGGACGAGUGCUUCGAGCAGGAAGAGGGUUGCGGCUUCGUAAAAUUGCCCUCGGGGAGGCUCGCGUGGAGAAGAAAGAAGCAGAACAAGAGGGAGUUCAUACACGUCAAGUACACUAGCAGACUCAUGGAGGCAGUUUCUCUCAGGCAUUUUGUUCUGGAGGGGCUGAAGCAGGUGGCGGGAGCCAAAUCGGAGUGCUGGCUGGAUGACGUCGUCAUUGGUUGGAGGUACGAUGAACCGCUUGGCGCCAAGAUAUGCAAACCAGGGAAGGUGUUCAGGAAGUUUAAGAUGGAGGAGUGGGAAACGAGCUUCGAUCUCCAGUACUGCAGGUGCGGGGCAGGAAGGAAUGUCGACUUCUUGAGCCCUGCCACGUUGAGACUUAUCCCAGCAGACGGCAAUAUGCAUGUCAUCGCCACAGACACUGGAAUCACUAAUAACGGGCGGUUGCAGCUCAUGUUGAACUCAGGGCUCAAUCACAUACCGAUGAGAGCACUUGACGAGGACGUUGCCCUGACGGAGGUUGAGGAAGCGCUGGGUUGCAUCUUGACUACCAAGAUUUGGGACAAAGAACUCUCGAUGAAAGAGGAGAAGCUAGUGAAGGACUUCGUGAUGACCAGGGUCAAGGCUAGCAUCAGGGAGUAUCAUGCGCUGCACAGGCAUAUCAAGGAGGAGCCGAUUAACAGUUUCCCAGUCAGGACUGAGAUUGAAUGGCUGACCCAGAGAUAUCUAGUCUGCCCAACAGACAAGGCCCCACGUACCCCAACGUUCGUCUGCAUCAAUUUCAUCAGAAAGCUGGCAUUGGAACGUCUAUCUGGGCCAGACUUCAUACCACUCCAGCCAGCACAUGUCGCAAUCGGAAGCAAGAUUGCAGAGGAGGCCAACGCUCUCGCACCCAUCGGCUGCCCCGGAGACAAGGCACUUCUACCACACCUCAUGGUCGUGUACAAAGCGCAUAAGGGCACCUUCAGAUGGAUUACCAACACGUCGGGAUUCGUUCUCUCCCCAGUCGCAGAGGUAUGCACAUGUCUGCUCAAGUUCCAAGCGAUCGAUGUGCAGAUGCUCUGUGCCAGUAAAAGCGAAGCGAUCUUUGAAGAACCGGGGGUGAGUCCGAACUACUGGUGGCCGAUUACAUCCAUCGGCAAAUUCGUUGCCAACUUACCGAGGCGUAUCUAUUCCAUCUUCACAGCGGACAUUACCAGAUGCUUCGAGAAGAUUCCGACAGAUAACUCCGAUGACGGGCUGAUCUCUGUGAUCAAGUUCUUCGUCGGAUGUGCGAUGGAAUGGAGGAGGGUCAGGACGACGAGGGAUGGCGUGGCAAUAAGGGUGGCUGCUAAUGGCACGCUGCACCCCUCCUGGGUCGAUGGGCAGCAAGAGAGACUAUUCGACAUGCUUUACUUCAGCGAGGCAGAAAUCAUCAGCACUUGCGAUUGGCUGGUAUCCAACGCUGUGGUGCAGAUGGGUGAUAGGGUCUGGAGGCAAACCCUUGGGAUCCCAAUGGGUUUGGCCUGCUCACCUAUCCUGUGCGAUGUGUAUUUUUUUAAAUAUGAAUUUAAACWRRUAGCGCACCUUGUCGAAAACCAAGAGUGGCAAGCACUUGYAUGUUUSGAAGAAACAUACAGGUAUAUCGACGAUCUGUGUUCACUAAACAACACACUGAUCGCAGACUUUCUCAAAAAUGGAGUGCCURGAGUAUCACCCASAAGAAGAAUCUACCCGUACGAGUACAUCGAGGUAAAGGAAACCACGGAGGUCGAAGUGGACAGACAGGGGUUAGUUGCGAAUUUCCUUAAUAUCACAGUAUCUGUARUAUCAACCUCGGGCGGCUCAUUCGCUACCUCAAAACAUGAUAAGAAAAGAGGACUGGACUUCAACCCAAUGAAGUUCAUGAAAUUCAAGUCUAAUCGCAGCAUGACACAGUCCCUUCAAAUCCUAACAGCCCAAACAGUACUAAUCCUGCUCCUGUGCUCUGACGAACACGAGGCCGCUUUCGAAAUCAAUGGGUUGGUCCGAACCAUAGUCGCCAAUGGGUUCGACAGGAGGGAGUGUUGGAAAGUAAUCGAGAAGGUAUUUCGCAAUAGGACCGAUUACCAACCAGGACGGGUGGAUAAUAACAUGGUUAGGAGUACUCUAAUCUCUCGAUUCCAUAUGAGCUAACUGUGGUAUGUGUCUGGGUGAGGUGUGCUGUGGAGACCGG
Chara braunii is the source of this 3385-nucleotide messenger RNA. NCBI's taxonomy places the organism in Eukaryota, Viridiplantae, Streptophyta, Charophyceae, Charales, Characeae. The record is from the annotation of a GenBank genome assembly.